CGCAGAGCCUUCUCUUGUCUGGUAGGUCUGAACACAGAUCCCAAAGCCUGACUUACAGAACGUCAGGGUGUGUGUUGUGGGAGUAUGGAGUACAGAGGGGUAAUUGUCAGAACAGGCGGAGGAGCUAGAUGCGACACAUCCUCUCUCUGGGGCCUUUGCCCCUGAGCAUCCGCUCUCUGACCGAUUUCUUCCUUGUGGUUUUGGGUGGCAAGUCGAGCGAGCGGAGGUGCGCAGUUGAGCUCCCGGCUCGGUCUGCACCUUGGUGUAACCUGAGCACAAGCUGGUCUCGGGCCUGUGUGCUAUCAAUGGAAAGACUUGUAACAUAAAGACAAGAUGGCAACCCUUAAGGAGAAGCUCAUUGUGCCAGUCGCAGAAGAGGAGGCUGCCGUCCCGAACAACAAGAUUACUGUAGUAGGCGUUGGGCAAGUUGGUAUGGCAUGUGCUAUCAGCAUUCUGGGAAAGUCUCUGGCUGAUGAACUGGCCCUGGUGGAUGUCUUAGAAGACAAGCUCAAAGGAGAGAUGAUGGAUCUGCAGCACGGGAGCUUAUUCCUCCAGACCCCCAAAAUUGUGGCCGAUAAAGAUUACUCUGUGACAGCCAAUUCUAAGAUUGUGGUAGUGACGGCAGGAGUCCGCCAGCAGGAGGGGGAGAGCCGACUGAACCUGGUGCAGAGAAAUGUCAAUGUAUUCAAGUUCAUUAUUCCUCAGAUCGUCAAGUACAGCCCUGACUGCACCAUCGUUGUGGUUUCCAACCCAGUGGAUAUUCUUACUUACGUCACCUGGAAACUGAGCGGGUUACCUAAGCACCGUGUGAUUGGAAGUGGAUGCAAUCUGGAUUCUGCUCGCUUCCGCUACCUUAUGGCUGAGAAGCUUGGCAUUCAUCCCAGCAGCUGCCACGGAUGGAUCCUGGGCGAGCAUGGCGACUCCAGUGUGGCUGUGUGGAGCGGGGUGAACGUGGCAGGAGUCUCCCUCCAGGAACUAAAUCCAGAAAUGGGGACGGACCACGACAGUGAGAACUGGAAGGAGGUGCAUAAGAUGGUGGUGGACAGUGCCUAUGAAGUCAUCAAGCUAAAAGGCUACACCAACUGGGCCAUUGGCCUAAGUGUGGCUGACCUCAUCGAGUCCAUGCUGAAAAACCUCUCUCGGAUUCACCCCGUGUCUACAAUGGUGAAGGGAAUGUACGGCAUUGAGAAUGAAGUCUUCCUCAGUCUCCCGUGCAUCCUUAAUGCUCGGGGGCUGACCAGCGUCAUCAACCAGAAGCUGAAGGAUGAUGAGGUCGCUCAGCUCAGGAAGAGUGCGGACACCCUGUGGGACAUCCAGAAAGACCUCAAAGACCUGUGACUGCCAGGCUCUAGGCUGUAGAAACCUCCAAAGUGACUGUGAACCUUUAGUCUUCAGCCUUAUACAUAGGUCACAGUUUGCUUCUUCCCUGACAUGUGAUAUGAGCUCACAGAUCAAAGCCCAGGCUUGUUUGAUGUUUGUACUAGGAGCUCCUGAACAAAUAAAGUUAGCAAUUGCAGCUUA
Messenger RNA from Arvicanthis niloticus (Nile rat), 1521 nucleotides. It is a transcript of the gene Ldhb, whose product is annotated as lactate dehydrogenase B. The record is from RefSeq and is a predicted model, not a curated record. NCBI's taxonomy places the organism in Eukaryota, Metazoa, Chordata, Mammalia, Rodentia, Muridae. Gene Ontology annotation, cellular component: cytoplasm. Gene Ontology annotation, molecular function: L-lactate dehydrogenase (NAD+) activity. Gene Ontology annotation, biological process: lactate metabolic process; pyruvate metabolic process.